AUGUACCGCCCGGAAACGUUCAACACCUACUUUCAUACCGUCGAGGAAAUUGCAGCACAUGAGAGCACGAAUCAUCUUUCACGUCCAUCAGAAGCACCUUACUCCUUCGAGCGAUGGCUAACCCUGGUUCUUAGAACACGAAACCUCGAUGCAAAAGCUACACAAGUUGUCAAACUUACACGAGCAGAGGCCAGGCUCGUCGUAGCAGCAUCAGGCACCUCGAUCAUCACUGGGGAACACAACCGAGCAUAUCAAGAAGACAUCCAGGAAGAAAUCAUCCCGCAUUUAUCGUCUCUCGACUUCCCUGCCGAAGGUCUCUUCAUGCGUUUGGAUCGUUGUUCACCUAAAGAUGGUCGCCAAGCCGUACCGGGUAGGCUGUCUCUUCACUCCCCAAUGGAUAUAAUUAUUCGCUUGAUCACAUCACAGCGAGCACGUAAUGAAAUAUUGAGGAGUCUUGAAGGGGGGAGUCCGACUGUCGACUUGACCUUUGUUCCAUUCAAUAAACGUAUGGGAAGCGAAAGGGAAUACCGAGUCUACUGUGCACCUGAGACCGGAGCCAUCUCCGCAGUAAGUCAAUACUGUUGGCACAAGCCAUGGCUCUUUGACUGUGAAGAGCACGAAAAUCAGACAAGAGUAGUGGAUCAAAUCUGGGAGGGAAUCCAAACGAUUCACAUAUCAAUCCUACAUGAUCUGGAUCCGGACGACGGGCUGGAUCAGCUGCUUUUAAAGCAAGGGCUGUCGUUCGAUGUGUUUUACGACGAGAUAGACGAAAUAUCCUAA
Messenger RNA from Fusarium proliferatum ET1, 780 nucleotides. RefSeq lists its product as uncharacterized. The transcript has a single exon. The coding region runs from base 1 to 780 and encodes 259 amino acids. The record is from RefSeq and is a predicted model, not a curated record. NCBI's taxonomy places the organism in Eukaryota, Fungi, Ascomycota, Sordariomycetes, Hypocreales, Nectriaceae.